CCUCUCCAGCACUCCUGUCUACUCACCGAGCAGCACCCCGCUUGCCAGCACCCAGGCCACUGGGUCUUCUAGCGCUGCUUCCAGCGCUGCUAUUUCGACCCCUGCUGCUUCUAGCGCUGCUGUCUCCAGCGCUGCUUCUAGCGAUGUUAUCUCAACCCCCGCUGCUUCUAGUGCUGCUGUCUCGACUCCUCGUUGCUUCUCUCUCUGCUUCUAGCUCUGCUGUCCCGACUCCUGCUGCUUCCAGUGCUGCCUCCAGCGAUACUAUCUCAACCCCUGCUGCCUCUAGUGCUGCCUCUAGCUCUGCUGCUUCAAGUGUCGCUUCUCCCUCUGCUUUUAGCUCUGCUAUCUCGGCUCCUGCUGCUUCAAGCGCUGCUUCUGCCUCUGCUUCUAGCUCUGCUGUCUUGACUCCUGCUGCCUCUAGCGCUGCUGCUUCAAGCGUUGCUUCUGCCUCUGCUUCUAUCUCUGCUAUUUCUACCCCCGUCGCCUCCAGCGCUGCCUCUAGCUCCGCUAUCUCCAACCCUACCUCCAGCACUGCUUCUAGUGUUGCUUCCUCCCCUGCUGCCUCCGGCUCUGCUGCCUCUAGCUCUGUCGCUUCCAGCGCCCCUAGUUCUUCCGGAUACCCCAACUCCUCCGGCGUUUCUCCGUCCAGCUCUCCUAUCGCUUCGAGUGUACCCUCUACCUCUGUCUCAUCCCGCAGACCGUUCCCUACCAUCAGCGUCCCUUACAACGUUACGCUUCCCCACACUCAGACAAUCGUGAGUGGUAGUCAGCCAACUGGUACUGGUUCUGGUUCGGGUAAUGGAUCUGGAUCUGGCAAUGGCUCUGGCAGCGGCUCAGGUUCUGGCUCUGGCUCUGGCUCUGGCUCUGGCUCUGGCUCUGGCUCUGGCUCUGGCUCUGGCUCUGGCUCUGGCUCUGGCUCUGGCUCUGGUUCGACCUCUGGCUCGGGCUCUACCUCUGCGGAUCUGGCAGCGGAUCUGGCUCUAGCUCUGGUUCUGGCUCUGGUUCCGGUUCUUCCUCUACUUCUGGAUCUGGCAAUGGAUCUGGUAGCGGAUCUGGCUCUACCUCUGGCUCGGGCUCUACCUCUGGCAGCGGAUCUGGGUCUGGAUCUGGAUCUGGCAAUGGAUCCGGCUCGGGCUCGGGCUCUACUUCUAGCUCAGGCUCUACCUCUGGCUCGGGCUCUACCUCUGGCAGCGGAUCUGGGUCUGGAUCUGGAUCUGGCUCCAGCUCUACUUCUGGCUCGGGCUCCACCUCUGGCUCGGGCUCUACCUCUGGCAGCGGAUCUGGCUCUAGCUCUACCUCUACCUCAGGCUCUGGUUCUACCUCUGGCUCUGGUUCUACCUCAGGUUCCGGUUCCAGCUCUGGCUCUGAUUCUAGCUCCGGCUCUGGCUCUAGCUCUACUUCUAGCUCUGGCUCUGGCUCCAGCUCCUCAAGCUCCGGAUCUGAUUCUGGCUCUACUUCUAGCAGCUCUGGCUCUAGCAGCUCUGGCUAUAGCAGCUCUGUCUCUAGCAGCUCUGGCUCUACCUCCACCUCUGGUUCAAGCUCCGGCUCCGGCUCUACAUCUGGUUCCAGCAGCUCUGGCUCUACCUCUGGAGGCGGCUCUAGCUCUAGCAGCGGCUCUAGCUCUGGCAACACCUCUGCCUCUGGCAGCAGCUCCGGUUCUGGCUCCGGUUCUGGCUCCACCUCUGCCUCUGGCAGCGGUAAUGAGAGUGGCUCCAGCUCAGGUACCGGCAAUGGCUCUGGGUCCGGCUCUGGCAGCGGUAGCGGCAGUGGGACUGUCACAACUGCAUCCACCGGGGCUCUGACCACUACGGCGGUGAUCACCACCUCAUAUGUUGACAUCUGCUCCACUGGCUUCACGACAAUUACCAAGACCUACACCACGACGUACUGUCCUGAAACCGCGACUGCGACCGCGACCGCCUCUGCGACUGUCGCCGAGGGCUGGACCACGAUUGUGACCGUCUGCACGCAGUGUGCCGCCACACCCACGACGGUCACGC
Messenger RNA from Penicilliopsis zonata CBS 506.65, 2000 nucleotides. RefSeq lists its product as hypothetical. The transcript is spliced from 3 exons. The coding region runs from base 144 to 1802 and encodes 552 amino acids. The record is from RefSeq and is a predicted model, not a curated record. Lineage: Eukaryota; Fungi; Ascomycota; Eurotiomycetes; Eurotiales; Aspergillaceae.